AUCUUCUCACAAAUGCGACUUUUGGUCAUGCGAAAUCCUACUAAAUUUUUACUAAAAAAGACUUUUGGAUAGACUAGACGAAAUAUGGAAAGAAAAUAAAAUCUUAAUUUCUUCUACUCAAGAAAUAAAUAGCGCCAAUUUCGAGAAACAGACCUGCGUUUUUGUAGAAAAUAUAAAGUUUUAAACUUAGGAGCAAAGAUUUCCUUCUUUUGUCUUUUUUUAUUUUUUUAAUGUUUUAUUAGAGAUAAUAUAUCUGAAAACCUGUAAAUGUACUACAGCAAAUUGCAGGUUUUGUUUAUGCUGCUGAUCACUGAGAGAGAUUUGAAAAUAAAUAAAUAAAGAAAUAAAUUUCAAGUAUCGAAUUGUAUUUGUUAGUAUGUGCUACUGUUCAGCUGUGGCCGGUUCUGAUUCUACGACAGUGUGCAGCUUUAUUGGUUUCUGGGUUCUAAAGUUAAAAUAUAAAAAAAAUCUCUCUGGAUUCUCUCUUGGAUACUUCUUUCUAUACUCAGUUUUGUGGCAACUGAAUAUGGCUCUGCGAUUUUGAAGUCCCACUUGUAUGUUAGCUGGAGCUCUUUAGCUUGGGAAGUCGAAUCAGUUCAGCGCUGCCUCUGGAGAGAGAGAGAGAGCUGUGAAAGUUUAAUUUGGAAUUUUAGGGGCCGAAUGAAGCCUGGAAAAUGGCGAGGAAGUGCAUUUUUUCUACUAGCCUUCAUGUUUUAUGAUGUGUCAGGUGCAUUCAUAGGGAUAAACAUUGGCACUGAUGUCACCAGUUUGCCAUCUGCUGCGGAAGUGGUUGCAAUUCUUAAAGCUCAUCAAAUAACUCAUGUCCGUUUCUAUGAUGCGAACCAUCAAAUGCUGAGUGCUCUUGCAGGGACUGGUAUUGAAGUCAUGGUGGGGGUCACUAAUGAAGAGGUGCUAGGGAUUGGAGAAUCACCAUCAGUUGCAGCAGCCUGGGUCAAUAAGAAUAUUGCAGCCUAUGUGCCACAAACCAAUAUCACAGCCAUUGCUGUUGGCAGUGAGGUGCUGACUUCAAUACCCAAUGCUGCUCCCAUACUGGUUCCAGCCAUGAACUACCUUCAUAAUGCUCUGGUGGCUUCAAAUCUCAAUUUCCAGGUCAAAGUUUCAAGCCCACAGUCCAUGGACAUAAUUCCUAGGCCUUUCCCCCCGUCCACUGCCACCUUCAAUUCCACAUGGAACUCCACCAUGUACCGGUUCCUCCAGUUUUUGAAGAACACAGGAUCCUUUUAUAUGUUAAAUGCAUACCCUUAUUAUGGUUACACUAAAGGGAAUGGCAUCUUUCCAAUUGAUUAUGCUCUUUUUAGGCCUCUUUCUCCAACCAAACAAAUUGUUGACCCCAAUACUCUUUUCCACUACACCAGCAUGUUUGACUCCAUGGUUGAUGCAACCUAUUUCUCUAUGGAUGCACUCAACUUUUCUGGGAUUCCUGUCCUAGUGACAGAAUCAGGCUGGCCGUCUCUAGGUGGAGCCAAUGAAUCUGAUGCAACUCUUGCGAAUGCACAGACAUACAACAACAACUUGAUCCGCCGAGUGCUCAAUGAUUCAGGUCCUCCUAGUCAGCCAACUAUUCCUAUCAACACAUACAUUUAUGAGAUGUUCAAUGAAGACAAACGGCCAGGGCCCACAUCUGAGAAAAAUUGGGGAACGUUUUUCACGAAUGGGACAACUGUGUAUCCUCUGACUCUGGGUUCUUCAUCUCAACUUACUGGGAACUCUUCAGGUGUUGGGGUGUUCUGUGUGGCAAAACAAGGUGCAGAUUCUGAUGCAUUGCAGGCUGGUCUGAACUGGGCUUGUGGACAAGGACAGGCUAAUUGCAAUGCUAUUCAAGAGGGGAAACCAUGCUAUAAUCCUGACACUCUCCAGAACCAUGCCUCUUAUGCUUAUAAUGAUUAUUUUCACAAAAUGCAGAGUGUUGGUGGGACUUGCGAUUUUGGUGGUACAGCCACCAUUACCAAUGUUGAUCCCAGCUAUGCAUCGUGUAUUUUUUCUGGAAGUUCUAGUUCAAACACUACUGGAGGAACAACCCCAUCUGCACUUGGACCCACAAGCAACAUUGAUGCCGGUUCAACUUCAACCCUGCGAGUUUCCAAGAUUCUAUAUCCAAUCCUUGCAAUCCUUCUCUCUCUCUUCUGAUUGCAGAGUACAUAUUUCCGAUUUUUGCACCAGCUUUGAUCAAAUUUGAAACAGUGCUGUGGAGAUGAGGUGUUGUAAAGAGCGAAGAAAGAGAUGUAAUUUACUUGGCCCAAGAACACUCAACCAUGGUUGAAUGUUCAUUCUUUUGUUUUUCAUUCUCCGUUGAUCAUUCUUUCCCCCCUGGUUUCUCUUGUAUACUCAUUGGUACAAUUUAUUAAACCUUGCCAUGAUUAUUUAGCAACUUACUCAAA
Messenger RNA from Macadamia integrifolia, 2399 nucleotides. RefSeq names its product glucan endo-1,3-beta-glucosidase 4-like. NCBI's taxonomy places the organism in Eukaryota, Viridiplantae, Streptophyta, Magnoliopsida, Proteales, Proteaceae. Gene Ontology annotation, cellular component: plasma membrane. Gene Ontology annotation, molecular function: hydrolase activity, hydrolyzing O-glycosyl compounds. Bases 661 to 2148 code for a protein of 495 amino acids. Gene Ontology annotation, biological process: carbohydrate metabolic process. The record is from RefSeq and is a predicted model, not a curated record. The transcript is spliced from 6 exons.